This is a messenger RNA of Anarrhichthys ocellatus (wolf-eel), 2505 nucleotides long. It is a transcript of the gene hhla1, whose product is annotated as HHLA1 neighbor of OC90. The transcript is spliced from 15 exons. The coding region runs from base 410 to 1990 and encodes 526 amino acids. The record is from RefSeq and is a predicted model, not a curated record. NCBI's taxonomy places the organism in Eukaryota, Metazoa, Chordata, Actinopteri, Perciformes, Anarhichadidae.
AUACGUGAGGCGACCCGGGAGACCCGGGAGACCCGGGUCCACUGGUGUGAGUGCUGUGCACUAAAAACCUGAUGACAUCAUUGUGUAGAGCCCAGAAAAAAAAAUGCUUUUCAAAAACUCAAAACCCUUUUUCACCUGAGACUAGAGACUAGUUCACCUGAGACUAGUUCACCUGAGACUAGUUCACCUGAGACUAGAGACUAGUUCACCUGAGACUAGUUCACCUGAGACUAGAGACUAGUUCACCUGAGACUAGUUCACCUGAGACUAGUUCACCUGAGACGUGAGGAGACGUGAGGAGACGUGAGGAGACGUGAGGAGACGGGCACAAACUGAAGCGGUCGAGUCGUUGAUCUGGUCCUGUGUGUUCUUGUGGUUCUUGUGGUUCCAGCGGUUCCUCAGCUCGGUCAUGGCCGACUCUCGGAGAACCUCGCAGCGUCACCGCCUCUGUCUUCUGAUCGGCGUCUCCUCCACUUUACUCCUCGUCCUCUUCAGCCGAGCGUUAAGAGACGGACGGCAGGAAGAGAGACGCAGAAGAGACGUCGUCCUGAACUCCACAGAGAUCCCAGCAGAGCACAUCGACCCAGCUGCCAUCGACCUCACCCCGCUGGUCAAUACUUUAGUGAAUACGAGCCAAUCGGGCUCCCGGCAGCUCUUCUCCCUCCUCAGUGUGACGUCCUACAGCUCUCUGGCUCUGCAUAAGCUCACCCUGCUGGUCUACAACAUUUCCAGCAUUAAAAGUGUAGAAAGCAACAAGUUCAGGAGAAGAUUCUGCUACUGCGUCACAAACGAGACCAACGACCUCACAGACUUCACGGCCAUCCUGCUGGACGUGAUGGGGAACUCCACCAGCUACCUUCACGAGCUCUUUAAAUCUGCCUCCAUAUUAUCAGUGAGCCAGAGGAACAACUCUGACUGUAUUUACAUCUGUGUGAUGGCAGGUAAGACGGGCAGAGAGGUGCCGGAGCUGUGGGAGGUCGGCUCCAUCACGCCGCUCUUCAACCAGACCAUCGUGGAGGGACCACACAGAGGUAACGUCUCCUCCUUCAGACUCCCUGUCGAAUGGCACCAACUGCCCACGCAUCUGAGUCACAUCUCUCCAUCUGGGAUGAGCUCCGUGCUAACCAGCAGAGUCCACUCAACUGAUCAUGUUUCACCAGCAACUACAGAGGAACCAGCUGCUACAACAGCGAAGAGGACCACUUCCCAGCCGCUGGCAACAGCUGGACAACCUGCAACCGUGACGCCGCAAAGUCAAACUACAGCGGGCCGACCGGAGACGACACAAAGACGGACAACACAGAAAGUAACAACACAAGCAGUGAUGACAGCUCAGACAACAGCUACAGAAAGAGGAACAAGCUUACAACCAAUCACGUCAACGCAACCAACCACCACCCUGAGAGUCACCACUGCCUCUGUCGCAACAGCUGCAGCUCCAACCACAAUAAGAGCUCAACAAACCAAACUGAACACAGCUUCAACCAAACCCACAACACUCGUACCAGUUAUUAGUCUGACCCGGUCAAUCACAGCUACACACCAGCAAAGUACAACGACCCAGCUCACAACUUCUACAGUUCAUCCUACAAGACUUUUAACUGUCCGUCCCACAGCAGGAUCCACGGUGGAUCGAAGGACUACAGGGCCCCUAAGCAGGAGAACUACAACACCCAGCAAGUCUGUGGAAGCAGAAAAACCAGGUUGCCCGUGGAGGAGGCCCGAGCUGACCGACGUCUCGCUCUCCGGCGGCAGCGCGACGACCGUCGGCGCUCACAAGCUGCAGCCCUGCGUCCUGGAGCUCUGCAAGUUCUUCUCCCAGUGCCUCUGCAGACCCUCCGGCUACAAGACACGCAUGAAAAGGUACUGUGACGACAGCCACCUCUGGUAUGAACAGCACACGUCUGAGGUGUGUCGGCGGGUCAGGAGAGUCUCCUUCUCCAGAAACCUGAAACAGAGAUGCCUGACAAAGAUGUGCAGUAAACUGUGACCAGAGAGGAAGCAGAGAGGAAACAAAGAGCUGUUCAUCAUCACAGGAAGUGUCUGAAACUACAAACCUUCAGCUGAGAACACUUCUGGAACAUCUGGAGAGUGCAUGGAAACAGAAUCUGGUUUCUAAAUCUGGAUGGUUUGGAAAUUGUUCACCGUGAAAGUUUUCAUACAACUUUUACACGUCACGUCAAUGUUUUUGACGUUUAUCGCUAUAAUCUCCUCAGUGAUGUGAUGUUAGAUUUUAGGGCCAAGAGGACUGAAUGACUCACACCGGACACCGAAAGCUGGACUCCUGGAACUGAAACUGUGCAAAAGCUCUAAAACUGACAGACUAUUUAUACAACUCAUAUUUAAAACCAAACUUUUCAAAUCAACUGAAGAUUUUAAGGUUUGGAAAACAGUCUGGAAUUUAAAAAACGUUUUUUUCUCAGUUCAAUAAAAGUCUGGCUGCCCUGCUCCGUCUCUCUGCUGCUUUUCAUUUAGAUGUUUGGAAGUUGUUCCAGGUGACCACCA